Messenger RNA from Alligator sinensis (Chinese alligator), 3386 nucleotides. It is a transcript of the gene ARK2N, whose product is annotated as chromosome unknown C18orf25 homolog. NCBI's taxonomy places the organism in Eukaryota, Metazoa, Chordata, Crocodylia, Alligatoridae. Gene Ontology annotation, biological process: ubiquitin-dependent protein catabolic process. The transcript is spliced from 4 exons. Gene Ontology annotation, molecular function: ubiquitin protein ligase activity. The record is from RefSeq and is a predicted model, not a curated record. Bases 113 to 1336 code for a protein of 407 amino acids.
CUGUUUUGUUUUUGUGCAGGUUGCUUCGCUGUUGAAACCCUAAUCUAGUUCCCCCAGUCCUCUAGACCACGUGCUCCAUGAUUUGAGACCAGGAGGAGCUUGGAACUCUGAAAUGAAGAUGGAGGCAGUGGGAAAAGCAGAAGAACUCAUUGACACUGAAGUCCCACCGAAAAUCUCUGCAAAACAAGAGGCAGCUCCUGACGAAGAUGGACCUAUAGAAUUAGAGACACAUGCUCAGAAAGAUGGUGCACCCAUUGUAGCAGAUUCGACAGUGCUGUCUUCAAUGCCUUGCUUGUUGACGGAACUGAGACGAGAUUCCUCAGAGUCUCAGCUAGCAUCCACAGAGAGUGAUAAGCCAACAGCAGGCAGAGUUUAUGAAAGUGACUCUUCUAAUCAUUGCAUGCUUUCCCCUUCUUCUAGUGGGCAUUUGGCUGAUUCAGAUACACUGUCUUCUACAGAAGAGAACGAGCCCUGUCCAGCAGAAGCUACUAUAGAAGGAGACACUUCUGGAGUGUCUGGAGCUGCAGUUGGGCGGAAAUCCAGACGAUCCAGGUCUGAAAGUGAAACGUCAACAAUGGCUGCCAAGAAAAACCGACAGUCUAGUGAUAAACAGAAUGGUCGAGUCGCCAAGGUGAAAGGUCAUCGGAGCCAAAAGCACAAAGAGAGAAUCCGGUUAUUAAGACAGAAACGGGAAGCAGCUGCUCGCAAGAAGUACAACCUGCUGCAGGACAGCAGUACCAGUGAUAGCGACCUGACCUGUGACUCAAGCACGAGUUCAUCAGAUGAUGAUGAAGAGGUUUCAGGGAGCAGCAAGACAAUCACUGCAGAGAUACCAGAUGGACCUCCAGUUGUAGCUCAUUAUGAUAUAUCUGACACAAACUCUGAUCCAGAAGUGGUAAAUGUGGACACGCUUUUGGCGGCUGCAGUAGUUCAAGAGCACAAUAAUUCUGUAGGAAACCAGGACACAGGACCUACCUGGAGGACUCGAGGGAUGCUGGAGGAACUGAAUGCUGAUGCAGGCCACUUGGAUCCAGGAUUCCUAGCAAGCGAAAAGACCACUUGUGGCAAUGCCCAGAUCAAUGAAGAAAUUAAUAUUGCCUCUUCUGAUAGUGAAGUGGAGAUUGUGGGAGUUCAGGAACAUGCAAGGUGUGUACACCCUCGGGGAGGGGUGAUUCAGAGUGUGUCUUCCUGGAAGCAUGGCUCAGGCUCGCAGUACAUUAGCACUCGACAAACACAAUCAUGGACAGCUGUGACCCCCCAGCAGAAUUGGUCUUCACCCCCAGAAGUAGUUGAUCUCACAUUGGAUGAGGACACCAGGCGCAAAUAUCUACUGUAAUGCAAUGUCACUGUGUUUUUGCCCCUGCCCUUCCCCUUUGUGGCCCAGAAGUUCAUUGUUAUAGCUUCAGCUUCAGAAGCCUUGUUCCUGGCGUUAGGAAUCCAAACUCAUGGAGAAGUUGGUUUUCCAUAAGAAUGCAGUGUAAUUUUAAUAUCACUUACCUUCUCAAAGGAAGAUUUUUCCCAGUAUGAAAACUUGGUAGCACUGAAUUUAAAUGACAACUACAGAUAUGCAUAAUGUGUGCGUGUGAAUCUGAAGAAAUAAUUGUGUAUACAGUUGCGGCCUCCCACCCUCUCCCAUCUCUGACAUCAGAAUUAUUUAAAUUUAUCAAUACAUUGAUUUUGUUAGUAGAAGUUAGUGGUUUUGCUGUGUGAGCAUCAGUAAGUUUAAGCGGUGCUGGGGCCCUGUUAACUUCACUGGAACUGCAGGUGCUCAGCAUUUCUGAAAAUAGGGCCAAGAGUAUUUUAUAUCCAGGCUGAUUUGGUCAUUUGAUACAAAAGGCCCUUGACAUGUGCACUGAAACAGCUUUUUAAUUAAAAGGGGUUUUUAUUUUCUAUGUAAUUUAUAGUUUACAUGCUAGUCAGUGCUUCUAGUCUUCUGUCUACCUGACUGCUGUGCUUUACUGGUCAUUUCAUGCCUCUUGUGUUUUUUUUUAAUAGUGACUUCAGAGCAGCUGAUCAUCGCAAAGUAUAAGAAAGUAGAGCAUCAUAAAAAGGCUGAGCCCUCCACGCCCGUUUUUAAAAUAGCUGUAUACCUGGCAUUUUAAGAUCUUGUUUUUUAACUCCAUCUCCCAGUUCUCCUCUUUCUGGAACGUUUUCUCAUGCUUCUCUCUCGUUUCCUUUCCCUUUCUUCAAAUCCUGUAAGGCCCCAUUCCAGCCAAGUACUUCACCAGAUGUGUAACUUGAAGCCCUGAAGUAACCCCCCUUGGAGUCAGCGGGCUGCUCAGAUGUGUGAAACUGUGGCUGAUACUAAAGUAUUUUGCAGGACCGAGGCCAAAAGUUGUCAUCCUUUGUUCUGGGCAGAAGUUGUCAGCCUUUGUUCUAAGCAGUUCUGCCCUGGUCUCCUAACCCCUGGGCCAAGCCUCAAGAUAGUUUUUGAAUCUCCCUUCAGGGUCUCAUCCUGGAAACACUUGCUUUUAGAGUGUGGAGCUUACUACAGCAAAAAAAAAAAAAAAAAAAAUGGAUAGCUCGUUCUUCAGCUGUAGUCCUUGUAGUGAGCAUUGGCAUUUCUGGCCCUUAAUCUGUUACAGUGACUCUUGUUCAAGGCAAAAACCAAAGACUAAAAACAAGAAGGUAUCCACUUUAAACAUCGCCUGUGCAAUUAAAAUGUAUCAUUUUCUGAUCAAAAUACUUUAAAUGCAUUUUUUACAAUGCAGACAUGAGGGUUUUUACCACCUAGGGGUUAAACCAUAUGAUAGAUGGGACAACUUGCAUCCUAUUUUAGUUUAGUAUUAGUUUGGGCAGCACACAAUUUGCUUGGCUUGCAAAAAUCUGCAUAUUUGACAAGUGUUCUUUUUGGUGGCACAGAUUUCUUUCUUUUUUUUUGUUUGUGUUGUUUUUUUUUUUUUUUUUUAAUCGAUCAAAUAUAUUUAAUAACAAUGUUUCUUUGCUUCAAAAAGUGGAAAAGUUAUGAUUGCACUUUAAAGAAUACCUUGGUAACAAAUUUGUGUUCUGGCCUACAGGUUUCUAAAACAAUUAUACUGUGAUCAGUGUAUUGCAUGCCCAUAACCUGAAGUACUUGGUACUUCUCCUCACUUGUGUCUUUGUUUGGGGCUGGGAGGGAGUGGAGCGAAUGUGAUCCCUACUCAUUGCAAUAGAGAGAAGUCUGUAAUCCUGGCACACUGUAGUAAUAGUGGCUAUUGAUCUUUUUAUGCUAACUUGCUAAUUGCAUAACUCUUCCAUCAUUUUAGCAAACUGGCACCCUAAGGUAAAUUAACUUGGAAAGUUGAUUUAGUGUGGCUGCUUUUUACUGUUUCAUGAAGUUGUCUUUUAAAGCUCGGUUUCUAAGAAAGCUGCAGGGACCUAUUCAUAGUCCUUCCAUUAAAAAAAAA